This is a messenger RNA of Penicillium macrosclerotiorum, 843 nucleotides long. RefSeq names its product fungal specific transcription factor domain-containing protein. The record is from RefSeq and is a predicted model, not a curated record. The coding region runs from base 1 to 843 and encodes 280 amino acids. The transcript is spliced from 2 exons. Lineage: Eukaryota; Fungi; Ascomycota; Eurotiomycetes; Eurotiales; Aspergillaceae.
AUGGGAAACGCCGAUAUGCUCCUUCAGGACUGGCGGGCCUCGCUUCCUGGUAAUCUAGUUCCAAAUCAGGACUCGGCUGACUCCGAAGAUCAAAUAUCCUCAAUAGCAACCAGCUUAUUGAACUGUACCUAUUUGAAUGCUGUGAUUAUGGUUCAUCGCUUCUCUUUACUCUGUCGGAGCCGCUUGAAUUAUAUGCUCAGUCACCCGAAUCGUCGCAUUGUAGGAUCUGAAAAGGUCUGCCUGGAUGCUGCGCAUGACCUGGCCCAUGCAAUUAAUAAUCUCAUUGCUGAAAGGCGAUUGAACCCUAUCCCAAGGUGGAUUCAUCCCUAUGCAAUCAACUCUGUAAUGGCCAUUUUCCUUUCUCUUAUGAAGUCUCCCCGGAAGUGGUCUCGGGAUAUUUAUCUUGCCUUACUCCGUAGCAUGCAUCAUUGCUUUCGGAACCGCGAAGACACUGCUUUGCUCAGCCGAUUUCAAACAUUCUUAGAAACACUCAUUCAGGCCACCGAGACCCAAGUCCUCCAUGGCCACGAUCCAGGACCAGCACGGAACGAAAUGUACAGAACACAGAUGAACUCUCCAUCUGACAGCCGCACAGGUGCUUGGACUCACAAUUUGCUGAGCCACACAGCCGACGAUCUUGCUCAGCGCAUGGAGACAGAUGGCCAAAACCGGGUGACUCCUCGAGAUGAAGAAUUCCAAUUUGGUGACCUUUUCAGCGAUCAGUACAAUCUAUGGAAUUUUCAGCUCUGGCCACUGGCUCCCUUGAAUGAUGAUGGCCUAUGCAUGAAUGGUGAAUUUAAUAUUCAAAACUCAGGCAAACUCGAAGAUGUAUCACCACAAUAA